Molecule: messenger RNA, 1580 nt
Organism: Schistocerca americana (American grasshopper)
Lineage: Eukaryota; Metazoa; Arthropoda; Insecta; Orthoptera; Acrididae
Exons: 4
Coding region: 18-557 (179 amino acids)
Source: RefSeq, a predicted model, not a curated record
UGUUGAGCACUACAAGUAUGUCGGCCACGAGUCAGUUUGCCGAAGUCCAGUUCGAAAGGAGUGAAACAGUGAGGCUCAAGAACGUCAGGACGGAACACUACGUGUGCGUCCGCUCCGUGGGCUCGAAACACGUCCUGGAGGCAAAACCGCUGCACGUGCUUCAGGACGACGAGGUUACAUUCAAAUUUUAUUUCUAUAGAACAGCUGACAUUGAAGACACCCAGCUUGUUCUACCAAGACAUGAAGCUACCCAGAAAUAUAUAAGCAUGGACAAGAAAUACAGACUAAAUCUUAAAGAUGAUCCAUAUGAGAUGCCCCGUUCUCCUGAGGAAUUAAAGGAAGCUGACAACAGGUUCUUCUACAUAAAAUUCCCUGAAGGGGACGCGACAAGGAUAUUGUUAGAGGGAAUGAAUGGUUUACGGAAGAGAAACUAUUUUUUGGCUGCCGGAGAAAAUUUAAAGAGUGUUGUUGUGAAAAUGCAUGAAGGGGACGUGUAUCCAGAAGACAUCAUGUUUUUCUAUGAAAAGGUCACUGAUAAUCAUAUUAACUCUGUUUAAUUGUUUAGGUACUGCAGAGGUUGAAAAUACCGUUUCAGUUGCAGGGUCCUUUUUAUUUCGAACACGACCGGUUUCGGACUCUUACAUGCCCAGUAUCAGGUGUUACACUGAGAAUAAACAAGAGACCGGAGAUAAUAAUAGCUUUUACAAGCAGUAGUACACAUAAAAAAAGCGAAAAAGUAGUUCCAUAUAACAUUUUGGAAACCAGCGGUCGGGGUAGGUCCUGUAAAACAUAAGUGAAUGGUGAAGUGACACCAGAUAACACCUUGGACGACUGCCAGGGUAAAGAAAUAUGCAGUGAACACAAGGACACUUACACUUUGCGCCGUCUGUUGACGGGAAGAAGAAUGCCUAGCCGUUCACAAUUUCAAUUAGUGAUUCACUUUCAAAGCGACAAAAAAAUCAUUAUAUAGCAUGUUACAUGAAAAACGUUUAAAGUACAUUAUGAGUGGUAAACGAACAUACUGAACUGGGCAGUUCAGAACUGUAGUAAAACCGACUAAAAUCCGGCGACAAAAUUAAUGUAUAAACCGUAAAACACAAUGAAAAUUUUUCCCUUUCCACGAGUGGCAUGCAAGUGUUUAAUUUACUGGGGAUAUACAGGCGACGUUGAACAACAUGCCACACUAAUGAGUUAAAAGAACAUGAACAUGUGCCAUUCCUAUUAAAAGCCAUCUCGUCACUGUACAAAAUGGAAGGUAGCAAAGCCUUACAGUCAACACUGUCAAAAACUACUAUGCCAACUAAUAGCUAGCAGCAAUAGCACUAAAGGGACACAUUAAAAGUAGGAACAGUUUUAAACCUGCUAACUAAAAGUCGACGACUAAACAAGGCUUACAUAAGAUAAGACCUGAGACAAAUUUUACAUCAUGAAAGACAGGUACAUUUUAAAUUAGUGAGGAUACUGAUAGCGACGCACAAUAAUGCGCCGUAGUUAUAGGAUAGAAAAUAAAAAAUAAGCAAACUCCUACUAAAAGACGGCCGGCCGAUGUGGCCGUGCGGUUCUAGGCGCUUCAGUCUGGA